This is a messenger RNA of Symphalangus syndactylus (siamang), 7764 nucleotides long. It is a transcript of the gene LCA5, whose product is annotated as lebercilin LCA5. NCBI's taxonomy places the organism in Eukaryota, Metazoa, Chordata, Mammalia, Primates, Hylobatidae. The record is from RefSeq and is a predicted model, not a curated record. Gene Ontology annotation, cellular component: axoneme. Gene Ontology annotation, biological process: intraciliary transport.
AAAAAAAAAAACUCGUACAUUUCAUCAAGUGAUCAGAAACUUUAUCCUUUAAACAGAGCAAUAAUCAAAGGCUACUAGCUUUUUGUACUGCAAAAGCAAGUAUUAAUAACAAUCAGAUUAGACUACAUUUGUUUUCAUCAGAGCAGCCCACUUUCUAGGUCUGAAAUUAUACUGUUUAUUUAUUUAUUAAUUUUUAUUUUUUUUGAGAUGGAGUCUCGCUCUGUUGCCCAGGCUGGAGUGCAGUGGCACGAUCUCGGCUCACUGCAACCUCUGCCUCCCGAGUUCACGCCAUUCUCCUGCCUCAGCCUCCCGAGUAGCUGGGACUACAGGCGCCCGCCACCACGCCCAGUUAAUUUUUUUGUAUUUUUAGUAGAGACGGGGUUUUACCGUGUUAGCCAGGAUGGUCUUGAUCUCCUGACCUGGAUCCGCCCGCCUCGGCCUCCCAAAGUACUGGGAUUACAGGCAUGAGCCACAGCACCUCGCCAAUUAUACUGUUCUUUACACCCAACUCAACCAAUCCAUUGGAUUUCUCUUAAACAUGCAGCAUAUUAGAUACUGUUUCAAAUUUAGUGUUAUAUGCUAAAACCAACUAUUUACCUAGAAUCUAUUAAUAAAUUUAAAAUUUCCAAGCAACAUAUCAAGAAAUUAAAAAUUUUUUGAAUUUUUGUUAUGUAUCACAUUUCUGUAAAUUAUAUAAAAUUGUGACACUGCUUUUCUUUUUUUGUAGAAUGGCAUGAAAUAGAGGACUGAACUUUAGCUAAGAAUAAUCAUACUUAUGUGCUUUCCAAGAUACUAUAUAUAGCAUGUCCCCCUUUUACAAAUUAUGGUCAUUGUAAUUUCUCUGUCUACAGUUACAGAGUCUAUUUAUCUACCUACUACUUUUUUGAAACUUCUAACAAACCAUUCAAACUCGACACUAGUUUCCCCAAAGGAAAAUGAGAAUAAUCCUACUAGUAAGCAUUUGUAGGAAUAUUUUAAUUACAUUAUAUAAUCUAUAUCAUUGCCAUAUAGCAAUAAAGAAGCCAAUCAAAGUCCUACAGAAAAUGAACAUUCAGUUAGCAACGUAGCAAAUCUGGAGAUAUUGCAGUAUCAAUGGAAGAAGCCCAGGAUAUUAAAAAUAAAACUCCAAAGUGCUUAAUGACCAUUGCAGAAUUUGUUUCAUAAAUAAAAUCUUUAAAAACAAGAGUCUGAUUUCUGUUAACUAUAAUUUCAAGUGGCAGAAAUAUAAAUGUGGUUUUGUUAACUUUGUUUCCUUUAUUUCUGAAAAGCAGAAUCCUGUGUGGUACUGAAAUGUCAAAUGGUAUCUUAGAAAAUUCUAGACCUAUCAAAAAUAACAUAUAAAACCAUGUAAUAUCAUAAAACUUUUAAAACUGUUUUCUCAUAUUUUGGGGUAACCUCUUAAAAUGGUAAUUCAAUAAACUAGUUUUUACUUCUGUAAAUUUAUACAUUUUUUGGUCUUUUUUCAAGGUCAAACUGAUACUGUUACUAUGAAUAUGAGGGGGUGAAUAAAAUUGCACACUGUAAGAAUCCUGAGACUAUGUUACACACAACUAGACAAUUUUUUGGAUUCUCCCAGCGUUUUAAAUAUUUUCUUGCUUACUAACAACUUCUUAACCUGUAGGUGAAACACAAUGAAGGCACUAAAUCCGAAACCACGAAAUUUGGAAGUAGACCUAGGCUUGUACUCUGGCAUUACUACUUACUACUUUCGUAUGUUGUGGUAGAUACUUUAACUUCUCUGAAUCUGCUUUCUCAAGUAUAAACAAUGAAUAACAAUACCUGUCUGGAGUCAUGAAUGAAGAUGGAAUGAGAUUACACUGCCUGGAGCAUUCUGAGUGCUGAAUAAAUGGUGGUUUCAUUCUCAGCUGUCCUUCAGCAAUCCUGAUUUGACGCUCCCGUGACAGACAUUUGUCCACGUAAAUACGGCAUGUUUUCUGAUUCUUCCUAGCAACUUCCUUUAUAAGUAAUCCACCCACACAUUUACGUGUUAAUUCUAACAGAGUCCAUAAUAACCAGUGAGCUAUUUUAACAGUGUCAGCAGAGAUAGAUUAAAGAAUCGAUGAAAAGUAAUUCAGUGCAAUUUACGGAUUACUCAUCUUAUUUUCACUAACAGAUGACUGCCAUCUUGUACAGAUAUAUUUCGCAUACAGAAAAUUACAUUUAAUCACAAUAUUGUUUGGGUGGGUUAGUCUGUAACUUGAAGUAAAAUGUAUUGACAGGAUAAAAUGAAAGCUUUGAAAGAGUGCAACGGUGGAAAAACGAGGUUAAGCGAGAAGUAGGAAUUACCAAUCUUCCAUGGUUAGAAGAUUCAUUAGACGCAUUUGCCUUCAAAUAUUAGAUUCUCUACAGAAUGUUGGUAAACGCCAGUGAGAAAUUAAUAGUGAGAACACCAGAGUAGUGUUAAACCACCUUGAUAAUCAGAUGGCUCGGAGCAGUUUAAAGCCCUCACGAAAGAGGACUGUUUUUACCUUCCCUGUCUCCCGCAAUUAAUGCCAUUUUUAAAAGAGAAAAUAUGUCACACAUCAACUCUCAAUAGGCUGACAUGCUCCUCAAUACGUUCCUUAAAAAAAGAAAAAAAACAAAAAACAAACUUGUGCGCAAAUAUUUCAGAUGCCAUUCCACCCCAAACCCGUUCCAAAACCUAAAAAUCACUUUCAAGCCAAACUCGCGGCUCGUUGGUGAUUCACGGCCAGGAUCUCGAGGCAGGAAAUAGUGCACUCACCCCGCAUCCUCCUGAAUCAGCCAUUUCGGUAAGAAGACCCAGAAGCACUAGCAGUUUAUUUGUAAUUUGUUUACCAUUUAAAAGCAAGUUAUUUCCCAAAGGAAAUCUAAGCAAUUGUACAUUAAGCAGUCACCAAUUUUACAAUUUAUAUCAUGAACCCCGCUUUGCCCACCGCCCGCGUCCCUCUUGGAGCCCACGACGCUCAGCAGUCGAGCCGUCGCACCGCACAGCCCAUAGGAACCUGGAGCGCUCCGCGCUUUGCCCCAAUUUCCCUACUUGGGGUCUCCGCUACAGCUAGAGCGGUCGGCCAAUGGAGGCCUUCUCCCGCACUCGCCGUCCCGCCUUCCAGUUCCACUGAAGCCAAUAAAAAGGGCCGUCUGGAGACAGAAGCCAAUGGGAGCUCGGGUAGAGUCGUCAUGAUUGGCUGCGGUCUCUUCGUAGUGUAGUCUAGGCCUCUGCCUCCGUUACCCUGGAGCCCAGGUUACCGCCGCUGCCAGCCAGGAGCCGCGGUCCUCGCCCCCGUCCCAUCCCUGUGUUUAAACCUCCCGCAUCUCGGCAACCUGGGCACCCGCCCGGCAGCCUCCGCAGGAGCCAGGCACCCGCUCUUUGGCGGCCAGACGCCGAGGCCCCAGCUGGGAGUUCGGUCCUACGAGGGAAGGCAAGGAGGCGGGACGCCGCAUCGGCUCUGCGGAAGAGCCGGCGGGUUGGAGGUGGGCUUUGAAGUGGGCGUGGAGACGGCGGGGGAGGUGGAGGUGCGAGGGCAAAAAAAUUUAUCUUCUGGAUGCUAAUGUGAAUUGUGGUCUACAAAUACAUUGUGGAGAAAAUAGAUUGUGGAGAAAUGAAUAUUAUCAGGAUCUGAAGACUGUGGAAAUGUUUUUCAGUAUUGUCAUAGUCUCCUCUGGAGAAAAUAAUCUGUGAAAUUAUGUGAAUAGAGACCAUUUUUCAAAACAAUGGGGGAAAGAGCAAGAAAUCCAGGUACUGAUCAAGAAAGAGAGGCAGGCAAACAUCAUUAUUCUUACUCAUCUGAUUUUGAAACGCCACAGUCUUCUGGCCGAUCGUCGCUGGUCAGUUCUUCACCUGCAAGUGUUAGGAGAAAAAAUCCUAAAAGACAAACUUCAGAUGGCCAAGUACAUCACCAAGCCCCUCGGAAACCAAGUCCUAAGGGUCUACCAAACAGAAAGGGAGUCCGAGCGGGAUUUCGCUCCCAGAGCCUCAAUAGAGAGCCACUUCGGAAAGAUACUGAUCUCGUUACAAAACGGAUUCUGUCUGCAAGACUGCUAAAAAUCAAUGAGUUGCAGAAUGAAGUAUCUGAACUCCAGGUCAAGUUAGCUGAGCUGCUAAAAGAAAAUAAAUCUUUGAAAAGGCUUCAGUACAGACAGGAGAAAGCCCUGAAUAAGUUUGAAGAUGCCGAAAAUGAAAUCUCACAGCUUAUAUUUCGUCAUAACAAUGAGAUUACAGCACUCAAAGAACGCUUAAGAAAAUCUCAAGAGAAAGAACGGGCAACUGAGAAAAGGGUAAAAGAUACAGAAAGUGAACUAUUUAGGACAAAAUUUUCCUUACAGAAACUGAAAGAGAUCUCUGAAGCUAGACACCUACCUGAACGAGAUGAUUUGGCAAAGAAACUAGUUGCAGCAGAGUUAAAGUUAGAUGACACCGAGAGAAGAAUUAAGGAGCUAUCAAAAAACCUUGAACUGAGUACUAACAGUUUCCAACGACAGUUGCUUGCUGAAAGGAAGAGGGCAUAUGAGGCUCAUGAUGAAAAUAAAGUUCUUCAAAAGGAGGUAGAGCGACUAUAUCACAAAUUAAAGGAAAAGGAGAGAGAACUGGAUAUAAAAAAUAUAUAUUCUAAUCGUCUGCCAAAGUCCUCUCCAAAUAAAGAGAAAGAACUUGCAUUAAGAAAAAAUGCUGCAUGCCAGAGUGAUUUUGCAGACCUGUGUACAAAAGGAGUACAAACCAUGGAAGACUUCAAGCCAGAAGAAUAUCGUUUAACACCAGAAACAAUUUUGUGUUACAAAAACAAAUGGGAAGAACCAGAACAUCUUACUUUGGACUUAGAAUCUCAAAAGCAAGACAGGCAUGGAGAAGCAGGGAUUCUAAACCCAAUUAUGGAAAGAGAAGAAAAAUUUGUUAAAGAUGAAGAACUCCAUGUCGUAAAACAGGAGGUUGAAAAGCUGGAGGAUGAAUGGGAAAGAGAAGAACUUGAUAAAAAGCAAAAAGAAAAGACAUCUUUACUGGAAAGAGAAGAAAAGCCAGAGUGGGAAAGUGGAAGGUACCAACUAGGAAUGUAUCCAAUUCAGAAUAUGGAGAAAUUGCAAGGAGAGGAAGAAGAAAGACUGAAGAGAGAAAUGCUACUUGCUAAACUGAAUGAAAUUGACAGAGAACUCCAAGAUUCUCGAAAUCUAAAAUACCCUGUUUUGCCAUUGUUACCUGAUUUUGAAUCAAAACUACACUCCCCGGAGAGAAGCCCCAAAACAUACAGGUUCUCUGAAUCCUCAGAGAGAUUAUUUAAUGGGCAUCAUUUGCAAGACAUUGGUUUCUCAACUCCAAAAGGAGAAGGCCAGAAUUCAGGAAAUGUUAGAAGUCCAGCCUUCCCUAAUGAGUUUUCAUUUGGUAGCUACGUGCCUUCGUUUGCAAAAACAUCAGAGAGGUCAAAUCCAUUUAGUCAAAAAAGUAGUUUUUUGGAUUUCCAGAGAAGCAGUAUGGAAAAACUUAGUAAAGAUGGUGUAGAUUUAAUUACAAGAAAAGAGAAAAAAGCUAAUUUGAUGGAACAGUUAUUUGGUGCCAGUAGUAGCAGCACCAUUUCCUCCAAAAGCAGUGACCCAAAUUCUGUGGCUUCCGGUAAAGGAGACAUUGACCCUCUAAAUUUUCUCCCUGGGAAUAAAGGCAGCAGAGAUCGAGAACAUGAUGAAGAUGAAGACUUUUUCCUCAGUGAAGGAAGAAGUUUUAAUCCAAAUAGAUACGAGUUAAAACAUGCAGACGAUAAACCAGCAGUAAAAGCAGCUGAUUCUGUAGAAGAUGAAAUUGAAGAAGUAGCACUGAGAUGACUGACUGGAGUAUACAUUUUUUCUAAUUGUAAAUAUUGAAAUAUUUUAAUACAGUAUUAUAAACAUUCAGACUUUUUAAUGCUAAAAUGUCCUUAUUAAGGAAUGAUUUUAAUAGCUAAAUACAAUGCGGUUAAAAAGAAGUAGAUCAUACAUAUGCCACAUAGAUAGUUUGCCAAGAAUGGAGGAGGCUUUUUUGAAUGAAACCAAAAAUAAAAAUGUGUCUUGAAAAAUGAAAUAGAUUUUAACUCUUCAUCCAGUGCUAUGGCAAGUCUAACUGCACUGGAGGUGGUAUUCCUUUUCUACUUUUAUCCCUAUUUAUGUAUUUAUUUUUGAUCAUAUUCUCACUGAGCUAAAUACAGUCUUCCCACUAAUUGUUGAAUGAAAAUUAAGGGUGAAAGUCUGUGUUGGGAAGUGUAGCUCCGGGUGGUGGAGAACCAGUGCUUCUUAGGGAGCCCUUCCCUGCAUGGAUAGGGCCAGGGGUCCCUAUCUUACAUGGCAGUGCUGAGCUACUCUUGAGUGAUAGCAGUCACGACAUGGGGAUUUCCCAUUCCUCUGAAAGUACCCACAGCUAGACACUACUCAUUUCCCAGUUUCAGUAUUUACUGAAAUCACUUACCUACAAUUCUGUUAGAAUAUUACGUUGAGUUCAGAAGACAUUUCUUUGUUUGCAAGGACAGUUGCUCUCUGUCAUAGCCCGCAGAAGGUUGGGUACAUUGUAAUUCCUCUCCUUGUUCUCCUGCACUCUUUGUGUCUCAGUGACUGGGUGUAAGAUUUCAUGCCAAAUGCAAGGAAUAGUAGAAAUACAUACCAACUGCAAAGAAUAGAAGAAACUUUAUCCCAAUAUAUUAUAGAAAGAUCUUCAGUUCAAUUAUGUCCAGAGUAAUAUAAUUUGGAAAUAUUAAUGCUUUUAAGAUUUGAACUUGUCCUCAAACCAAGGAGACAACAAUAGUGUAAUACUAUUGGAAUUACAGGAUUAGUUUUAAAGCAACUUUGGAUAGAAGUGUUUUAGACAUAGGACUUCUGCCUUGCUGAUUAGAGUGGAUAGUUUUCUGUUUAAAUGCAUUGGUCUUUUGGCUGUUUGUAAUUCACUUCAGCUUAUAGAGAAGUUGAUGACCUUGGAUCAUGCUGGGUAUGAUUGGUCUUUAAAAAGCAGUAAUAUACCACCAGCCAAGGAGAAAACACUGUUAAAAUGAAGAGUGGUGGAAAUAGUGUGUUGGGAAGAAUAAAAAAUUUAGAUUGGCACUUAUUCUAAAGUGAGCUGUUUUUUUCAAGAAUUUACUAGCAUCUGCUCGUAGUAUGAUUUCUGUUGCAGUCAUACAUACUGAUGAGGGGAAGGAGUUACUGUGUUAUUCUGAGUUCUUAUAAAUGUGUAUUAUUGAAUUUCAUUGCAUGACUAUUUGUCAAGACUUACCUGGUUAGGUCUGCAAUUAAAAGAUGUACCUCCUAUCAUCUUCUAAAUUGUGUUCCUUUCAUUUAUUGGGAACAGAAUCUCUCAAAAGUACUAAACUAUAUCAAAAAGUUUUCUUAAUAGAUUUGUAUCUCUGAUAUGUAUAACCAUUUACUAUAAUAUGUUGCAAAUCAUUCUAAUAUAUGUAAAACAAUAGUAUUUGUAAUGCAGUUCUUGGUAAAAUAUUAUGUAAUGUUAAUUUUGUUCCUAGCUGCUAAUUUUUCUGCCAAAAGUAUUCUAAUUUUUAGGUUGUUUUAAAGGCUUUCAAAACUUUUUAGUUAAGUUUUUUAUUCACGUCAUUUAAAUUAGUUUUUUGCUUUUUUUCUACCUGAUGAUCUCUUUAACAAGAUGCAACAAGACAGAAUUAUUAAAAUUAAACCUAAAGUUAUAGAUUUAAAGGCAUUAUGAUAUUAAGCAUUAAAAUUGGAGAUUAAAAUGUACAAAACAGGGUUUUCCUUAUGAACAAACCUUACAGGGUAAAUUUUUUUUUUUUCUAAAUGUGAUUAAAUUUAUUUGUACUCAGAACUGUUACUAAUAAAAAUUAAAAAUGC